Cylicostephanus goldi is the source of this 585-nucleotide messenger RNA. NCBI's taxonomy places the organism in Eukaryota, Metazoa, Nematoda, Chromadorea, Rhabditida, Strongylidae. The record is from the annotation of a GenBank genome assembly.
AUGGGCCUUCAUCCUAUUCCACGUCUAAUCUUGCACACGUUGAGCCCCACUAUAGUAAUUGGUAUGUACGUAGCUGGUCUUGCCAUACCUCCCUGGCUGGGAGAAUCUUGGAUUUGGAAACAUGUGGAUCCAAUGGUCGCGGUUGCAACAACGAUCCUAUUUUUCCUGCUCAUCAUUCCUGCAUUUAGGGAGAUGAUGCCCUAUAUAUUCGCAGACACCCCAGCAAAGUUUCAUGUCGAGUCGUUUCAAGAUGAGAUUUCGAACAAGUUUCCCGAUGUCACGUGCACUCACAUCCACGCAUAUCGACUGUGGCCUGGAAAUCAAUUUGAAGCUCUCAUUCACUUGAGUUUUUUGGUGGAUAAAUCGAAAUCUGGAUGGUCAGACGAAGCAGCCACACGUUAUGCAGAAGUUAGUCAGAACGUUACAAGCGUGCUGACUAGAGCGGGAGCUCAAAAGGUGGUUGUUGAACCGUCUUUUCUCGAUGCGACAGAAAUUGGUCGUCCGUGGGUAGGUUGUGUUGGUGCGACAUGUUUCCGUCAAGACCGGGGAUGCUGCAAAAUACAGGAUAAUCGGGCUGCCGUUUAG